This is a messenger RNA of Arvicola amphibius (Eurasian water vole), 1870 nucleotides long. RefSeq names its product BRISC and BRCA1 A complex member 1 (gene Babam1). The record is from RefSeq and is a predicted model, not a curated record. The coding region runs from base 688 to 1770 and encodes 360 amino acids. Gene Ontology annotation, cellular component: BRISC complex; nuclear body; BRCA1-A complex. The transcript has 10 exons. NCBI's taxonomy places the organism in Eukaryota, Metazoa, Chordata, Mammalia, Rodentia, Cricetidae. Gene Ontology annotation, biological process: protein K63-linked deubiquitination; double-strand break repair; mitotic G2 DNA damage checkpoint signaling.
UAUAUCUCCGGGAUCGCCUCAGCCUAUCAGCGUCCAGACCCUGAGGUUCCUGGAACUACAUUUCCCAGAAGGCGUCACGGCAACUCCGCACAAACUUCCGGCCAGGAAGAUGGCGCCUAUCUAGAAUCCUGUGACUGACUGGCUGCGGUACCUAGGCUGCAGAGUGGACCCUGGCUGUGUGACCGCGCGCGAGCUUUGUUUCGCUGUGACCAAACUUUGAUCCGGCUUGCUGCAGCUCUACGUUCGUUCUGCUUGAGGAGCUGGGGUCUGUGGAGUCCCGAGUCGGAGCCACCGCAAGAAACGUGCAUCUAUUGCGCGGUCCAUCGGCGACUUGGAUGGGCGUCUGCCUCCCACAGACCUGACCACCCGAGGCCGCGCCACGCUCUCGUGCACGAUCCAGUCACUCACGCGCUGUAGCCUCGGGCGACAGAAACCCAGACACAAGCUCGCCAAAGCCAGCAAGGCAAGUGGGGCGCUCAGGAAAGGCUUCAGGUGCGGGAGCCACCGAAGGCCUUACUGGGUCAAAUACCCAUCUCUGAGUAUUUCCGGUGACCAGGCAGCUGUGUUUAUUGGCCCAGUGAAGGGCAGAGACAGUGUUUGCCCUGUUACAAGAGGUGGAAAGCUAAGACUGGGGCACAGUUCAUUGGAUGGAGUGCUGCGGCUCAGUGGGUGGGGUGCUUACCCAGCAUGCAUGAGGCCCUGGGAACCACACACACCGGCAGGACCCUGGCUUCCGCUAUCCCCUCUCCAUCCAAGCACUCAGGAGCCAUGGAGGUGGCUGAGGCCAACAGCCCCACCGAGGAGGAGGAGGAAGAAGAGGAGGAGGAAGGGGAGGAGCCAACAGCUGAGCCCAGGCCUCAUACUCGCUCCAACCCUGAGGGGGCCGAGGAUCGGGCUCUGGGAGCCCAGACCAACGUGGGCAGCCGCAGCGAGGGCGAGGGUGAGGCUGCCAGUGCAGAUGAUGGAGCAGCCAGUGUCCCAGGAGCCGGGCCCAAGCCCUGGCAGGUACCAGCACAAGCACCUGAGGUCCAGAUUCGAACACCACGGGUCAACUGUCCAGAGAAGGUGAUCAUCUGUUUGGAUCUUUCAGAGGAGAUGUCUGUGCCAAAACUGGAGUCCUUUAAUGGCUCCAGGACAAACGCCCUGAACGUGUCUCAGAAGAUGGUUGAGAUGUUUGUGCGCACGAAGCACAAGAUUGACAAGAGCCACGAGUUUGCACUGGUCGUGGUGAAUGACGACCCUGCUUGGCUGUCUGGACUGACCUCUGACCCCCGCGAGCUCUGCAGCUGCCUGUACGACCUGGAGACGGCGUCCUGCUCCACGUUCAAUCUAGAAGGUCUCUUCAGUCUCAUCCAGCAGAAAACUGAGCUGCCAGUCACAGAGAAUGUGCAAACCAUCCCGCCCCCCUAUGUCGUGCGCACCAUCCUGGUCUACAGCCGCCCUCCCUGCCAGCCCCAGUUCUCCCUGACUGAGCCCAUGAAGAAGAUGCUCCAAUGUCCCUACUUCUUCUUCGACAUCGUCUGCAUCCACAAUGGCACCGAGGAGAAGGAAGACGAGAGGAGGUGGAAGGAUGUAUUCUCCUUCAUGGGCAGCCUGGACACCAAGGGCACCAGCUACAAGUAUGAGGUGGCACUGGCUGGGCCGGCCCUCGAGCUGCACAACUGCAUGGCCAAGCUGCUGGCCCAUCCACUUCAGAGGCCCUGCCAGACCCAUGCGAGCUAUAGCCUGCUGGAGGAUGAGGAGGCUGGUGAGGGCGAAGCCACCGUGUGACCCGUGGCAGCUCGGUGCACCCACGCCCACUCCUACUGUGUCUGCUGUAAAUUCUUCCUGGGACCAGUUUGUCACCAGAAUAAAAAUCUGAGGCUUCUGA